AUGGUUUCCCUCGACUACCAGAUCAUCGAUGCCUUCACCUCGAAGCCCUUCGCCGGCAAUCCAGCUGCCGUAAUCGUUCUCGAUACUGACGAAUAUCCCGAAGACAGCUUUCUCCUCAAUAUCGCACGAGAAUUCAACCUUUCAGAAACAGCUUUUCUCAUUCCUUUCCACACCUCCGGCAACGAUUUCUUUCACCUACGUUGGUUCACUCCAACCACUGAAGUCGAUCUCUGCGGCCACGCAACCCUCGCUUCUGCACACGUUCUCUUCUCCACUCGAAACGAGGACUCCUCCUCCCUCACCUUCCAUACCAAAUCCGGAGCACUGAUUGCGACAAAGAGAGGAGAUCUAAUAGAACUUGACUUCCCCGAAGAACUCGUCGGCGCCAAACCCUUCAGUUCUCUUGAAGAACAAGCACAUCUUGAGGGAGUACUCGAAGUUGCGUUACCAGAUACGAAGAUCCUCAAUAUCGCGCGAAACCGCGUCGACUACCUUAUAGAAAUCGACUCCACCGCUCAUGGGCUCCAGUCCCUCCCCGUCGACAUCUCCGCUCUGAAACACUUCCAAGCACGCGGCGUAAUCAUCACUACCGCAGCCCGUGUACCUGGUCUCGAUUUCCACUCUCGUGGGUUUUUCCCAUUGAGUGGCGUCGAUGAGGAUCCAGUUACAGGAUCAGCACAUUGUAUGCUCGGGCCAUAUUGGAUCGACAAGUUGGGGAAGAGGGUUGUUAGGGCGACGCAGGGUGGACCGAGAACGGGGGAGAUUGAGGUUGAGUGGGAUCCUGUGAAAAAGAGGGUUUACUUGCGUGGGAGUGCAGUAAUGGUCGCAAAAGGUUCCAUUAUGAAGCCGACGGUGCACCUACCUGGCGACGCUCAUAGCGAUAGCCGCACACCUUAA
Molecule: messenger RNA, 897 nt
Organism: Saitoella complicata NRRL Y-17804
Lineage: Eukaryota; Fungi; Ascomycota; Saitoellomycetes; Saitoellales; Saitoellaceae
Product: phenazine biosynthesis PhzC/PhzF protein
Exons: 2
Coding region: 1-897 (298 amino acids)
Biological process (GO): biosynthetic process
Cellular component (GO): cytoplasm
Molecular function (GO): isomerase activity
Source: RefSeq, a predicted model, not a curated record